Molecule: messenger RNA, 1407 nt
Organism: Nicrophorus vespilloides
Lineage: Eukaryota; Metazoa; Arthropoda; Insecta; Coleoptera; Silphidae
Product: adenosylhomocysteinase
Exons: 4
Coding region: 95-1393 (432 amino acids)
Biological process (GO): L-methionine cycle
Cellular component (GO): cytosol
Molecular function (GO): adenosylhomocysteinase activity
Source: RefSeq, a predicted model, not a curated record
UUAGUUUAACCAAUUUAGUUUGCUGGCCGGUACAACGUGGUCUUGCUUUGCAUCAUUUCUAAAGACUGUAAGAACUUAAAUUAUAAAAAAUAAGAUGCCGAAACCACAAUUCAAAGUCGCCGAUCUUAAAUUGGCUGAUUGGGGCAGGAAGGAAAUCACCCUUGCUGAAAAUGAGAUGCCUGGACUUAUGAGUCUUCGCACCAAAUAUGGAACAACAAAGCCUUUGAAGGGUGCCCGCAUUGCUGGCUGCCUUCAUAUGACUGUACAAACUGCUGUACUUAUUGAAACUUUAACUGAUUUGGGUGCUGAGGUGCAAUGGUCGAGUUGCAACAUUUUCUCGACACAAGAUCACGCUGCUGCGGCCAUAGCAAAGAGCGGAGUACCAGUAUACGCAUGGAAAGGAGAGACUGAUGAAGAAUACAUUUGGUGCAUUGAACAAACACUGGUCUUCAAGGAUGGUAAACCAUUGAACUUGAUCCUCGACGAUGGAGGUGAUUUAACUAACUUGGUUCAUGAAAAAUACCCGGAAUACCUCACCGACUGCAAAGGUAUCAGCGAGGAAACCACAACUGGUGUACACAACUUGUACAAAAUGUUCAAGGAUGGUAAACUUAAAGUUCCUGCUAUCAAUGUAAACGAUUCUGUAACCAAGAGCAAAUUCGAUAACUUGUAUGGAUGCAGGGAAUCUCUCAUUGAUGGAAUUAAGAGAGCAACAGAUGUUAUGUUAGCUGGAAAAGUUUGCGUAGUCGCUGGAUACGGCGAUGUUGGAAAAGGUUGCGCCCAAUCUCUCCGCGCUUUCGGCGGAAGGGUCAUCAUCACCGAAAUUGAUCCCAUCAACUCUCUUCAAGCAGCUAUGGAAGGUUACGAAGUAACCACCAUGGACAUUGCCAGCAAGGAAGGACAAAUUUUUGUCACAACAACAGGCUGCAAAGACAUCAUCCUUGGUGAACACUUCAUGAACAUGCGUAAUGACAGUAUCGUUUGCAAUAUUGGUCAUUUCGAUUGUGAAAUCGAUGUUGCUUGGUUGGACAAAAAUGCCAAGAGCAAAACUAACAUCAAACCGCAGGUCGAUAGGUACUUGCUGAGCAACGGAAACAACGUCAUCGUUUUGGCUGAAGGACGUUUGGUCAAUCUGGGAUGCGCCAUGGGACAUCCUUCUUUCGUUAUGUCAAACUCUUUCACCAACCAAGUUCUUGCUCAAAUCGAACUGUGGACCAACCCCGAUCAAUACAAAAUUGGCGUGCACAUGCUGCCUAAGACGUUGGACGAGGAAGUUGCCAGACUUCACUUGAACCAUUUGGGAGUUAAGCUCACCACUUUGACACCAGAACAAUCUAAAUACUUGGGUGUUCCUGUUGCUGGCCCAUUCAAGCCUGAUCAUUACAGAUACUAAUUAUUUCUAUAUUU